Messenger RNA from Erigeron canadensis, 1626 nucleotides. RefSeq names its product SNF1-related protein kinase regulatory subunit gamma-1-like. NCBI's taxonomy places the organism in Eukaryota, Viridiplantae, Streptophyta, Magnoliopsida, Asterales, Asteraceae. The transcript is spliced from 6 exons. The record is from RefSeq and is a predicted model, not a curated record. Bases 149 to 1435 code for a protein of 428 amino acids.
CAAUAUCAUCAUAUUAAACUCUUAGAUAGAGAGAGAGAGCAGUGUGAGUUAAAAGAGAGUCGAGAGAGAGAGAGUGAAUCAUAUCGAUAAUUAGAGAGAAGCAAAUCGAUCAUCCGUUUUUAACAGAAAAAAAAAGGAAGAAAGAAAGAUGGUGAAGGAAGGAGAAGAAGAAGAAGAAGAAAGCAGAUCACCGAGGAGUCCAGAGGCGAAGUUAGGAAAGGAAGUGGAGGAGCUGUGGGAUACACAGGAACCACAGCUCACACCUACUGAGAAGCUCAACGCUUGUUUCGAGUCUAUUCCUGUUUCCGAAUUUCCUCAUGCUCCCCCUUCUCAAGUAAUUGAGAUAAAGUCGGAUAGCAGUCUUGGUGAAGCUGUUCGUUUACUGUCCCAAAAUAAAAUUCUGAGUGCACCUGUCGUGGAUGUUGAUGCACCAGAGGAUGCUAGUUGGAUUGAUAGGUAUAUUGGGAUGGUGGAGUUUGCAGGCAUUGUCGUCUGGAUUCUGCUUCAGUCGGAGAAGAAUGCUGGGUUAGAUGAUUCUGGCUUAUUUUCUAGCGCAUUAGACAACCGUAUGGGACCUGCUGUUGUUGCAGCAGCUAAUGGGAUGUCGUCCCCAAGAUAUAGAAGUUCGCAGCCUGGAUCUCCCAAGACUGCUGGAAACUUUUUUGAGCUAUUAACUUCCUCUGAUUUCUAUAAAAAUACAAAGGUUAAGGACAUAUCUGGAUCAUUUCGUUGGGCACCGUUUCUCGCAUUACAGACAUCAAACUCCUUUCUGACCAUGCUGUUACUACUCUCUAAGUACAGAAUGAAGAGUGUACCUGUAGUUGAUGCAGGGGACCAGAAGAUAGACAACAUCAUUACUCAAUCUGCUGUAAUCCACAUGUUGGAGGAAUGCGCCGAUCAACACUGGUUCAGUAGCUGGGGAUCUAAGAAGAUAUGUGAGCUUGGUCUUCCCCUGAUGAACGCUAAUAAAGUUAUUAAGGUAGAUGAGGAUGAACCGGUGCUGCAAGCAUUUAGACUCAUGAGGGAGAAGGGAGUUGGUGGAUUACCGGUGGUUAGUGAUGGAAAACCAGUUGCUAAUAUAAGUAUACGAGACAUUCAGUUCCUCCUAAUUGCCCCCGAAAUUUACAAAGACUACAGAUCCAUCACUGCCAAGAAUUUUGUAACAUCGGUUAAAAGGUACCUAGAAGAGAAUCAGAAGGCAUCACCUUUGGUAAGUGGGAUGGUCACUUGCAGAAAAGACGACACCCUUAAAGAUGUGAUCACGAAGCUUGAUUCAAAAGAGAUCCAUCGUAUAUAUGUGGUUGACGAAGAAGGUAAUCUUGAAGGGCUGAUAACUCUUAGGGAUAUAAUCUCAAGGAUCGUACACGAGCCUCGUGGUUAUUUUGGUGAUUUCUUUGAUGGCGUCUUGCCGUUACCUGCCAACAGUCGAGUUUAACCACAAGUUUUUUCUGCUCACUUAACUCUUUGUAUCGCUAAUGGUCUUUUCCAUUCAGGCUUGCUUUUAACAAGGGACCGUCCGAGAUUGUCUUGUAUAUAUCUGAAUAAUGAGUUUGGGUGACUGAUUUUGUCGGACUUGAGCUGUACUUUGUUUUAUAGUCUUGUUGUUUUAAAGGGUCUUUUGUUUUA